CAGGGGAGACGCUGCCGUGAUCGAGGGAGAGGAAAAAAUAAAACCAGUUAUGAUGACAAAUUCUGGACAAGGACAACCUUUUCCGUUUACUUAUAACUUAUAAUUGAACUAUUCCAGCGAAUAGAAGUCGGGCAAAUGCGCGACCCGUUUCGUAGAUAGUCAUAGCCACUGUAUGCUUGGKAACCUGAAGAUAAUGUCAGGGAAUCAAUGGAUGAAAAUCCCCAAAACUACUGCAGUUGCCUGGCUGGAAUUCUCGUCUCGUACUGAGAGUAUCGGACACUUGGAAAUAAAAACGGUUAACUUAUAAGGACCACGGGAAGGAGCCACGACAUAUCUGAGUGUGAGGAAUUAUAACGGUGUCCAGUCGGUAUUUGGCUAGAUAACGCAUUUAAAGUUUGAACGGAAAGAAUAGUUUUGCUGCAUCGAAUUCCUUUGGACGGGAUGUCAUCUGCCACCGGUAGAAUUCCACGAGCUAACCGACCAUCUCCCUCUCUGUAAAGGAGGCCGAGCGAGCCAGGCGUGAAGAUGAGUGAUGCGGCAGAUACCAAGGGGUUGAGGCMAACCUUUAUCGUCCCCUCGAUCAAGGCUUUUGAUCACUAUGAUUUCACAAGGGCCAAAAUAUACUGUAGUUUGACAUGGCUUGUGGCCAAAGCCUUCGGCUCAGGUGGUGUGCCAGAGCGACUGGUGGACCCCUUCUACAGGGACCAGUACAGCCAGGAGCAUCUGAAGCCCCUGUGGCAUGCUGCUGCUGUCCGCAGAGCUCUACUGCGGGCGGGGAGCCUCAUCCUCCGCAGCGAUGCUGUCAAACCUCCUGGACACAACGCCAUCAUCCGCCUGGCACAGAAGGGACUGUACGUCACUGACCAGGACCGACCUGGUCACGAGAGGGACUACCGGACACCCAUACAUAUGAGUUCCCACCUGGCUCUGAUAGACACUCUGAUGAUGGCGUACACGGUGGAGAUGGUGAGUGUGGAGCGGGUGAUGGCCUGCGUCCACCGCUACUCCUCCCCUCCCAAUGACCUCUCCUCCCACCCCGACGGAUACAUCAGGGACCUGCCCUACGACACAGAGGACGCAGUCACCACCUGGAUCAACAAGGUGAAUGAGCACCUCAGGGAGAUUCUGGUGGAGGAGCAGAGGUUGAGAGAGAGCUCCUGCCCUGAGAGCACAGCUACUGCAUCACAGAGGGCUCGCUAUAGGAGGGAGCAUGCUAAGCAGAGGACAGCUCCCUCCCUCCCCCUGGUGGACAAUCUGCUAAAGGACAACACAGACGGCUGUGCCCUGGCCGCACUCGUCCACUUCUACUGCCCAACGUCUGUCAGACUGGAAGAUAUCUGUCUGAAGGAGACRAUGUCGCUGGCUGACAGUCUGUACAACCUGCAGCUGGUGCAGGAGUUCUGCAGGGACAACCUCAACCACUGCUGCCACUUCUCCCUGGAGGACAUGCUCUAUGCCCACUCUUCCAUCAAGAAUAACUACCUGGUGUUUAUGGCAGAGCUGUUCUGGUGGUUUGAGGUGGUCAAGCCUUCGUUUGUGCAGCCCAGAGUCUUUGACCCACAAGCCUGGGAUCUAGCUCCGUCAGCAAGGGCUAUGGCUCCUAUCUGUAGCCCAGCCAAACAGGACUUUGGGGACAUCCCAGAACACAAAAGGCUUCAACCAGACUCUGCUUCAGGUGUGAUAAAGAGGACGGCAUCCAUGUCCUAUGUGGACGGCUGUGUGGGGACGUGGCCUAAGGAAAGACGGUCUAGGGGCAUCUCCUUUGAGAUUCCUUUGGACGGGGAUCCUAACGUCCCUCCCUGUUGGGGUCCCUCACUCCGGGACAUGACCCGCUCUGCCAGCACUGAGGGCCUGGGGCGGUUCAAAGUUCACCACGCACCCCAGGGGGACAUGAAGAGCCACCUCUCCUUUCAGCCAGUCAGUGUCAACGGCCCUAGCAGCACCGCAGGACACAUUACUGAGGGGGACUACAACAGGGACUCACCAAACUCCCACAAAGCACUGGGGCGCGGGCAGACUCAGCCACACAAGAACCGGAACAGAUAUUCCAAUGGUGUUCUCAAAGAGAACGGCAAUGGCGGCGGCGGCAGCGGCCCCGUCAGCCCGUCGAGCCCCCCUAGCAUCGAGGAGGCUCUGAAGAUCAUCCACGACACAGAGAGGCCCCACGGCAGUCUGGGGCCCGGGGCCAACGGCUUCUUCCUCCACGAUGGAGCUGAACCUUCAGACCCAGGGGACGACCCUGAUGACUACCCAGGAUCGGCUAAGGCCCGGGCAGACGAGGCCGACCCCUACUCAGCCUCUACGGAGGAAGUGGACACAGGGAUCCACGUGAAGUCGGAGGACAUCCAGGAGAGUUUGGACGAGGACAAUUCUUCCCUCAGGGACUACUCUGAUAUGGACCCUGACUAUGAGGCUAUGACCCGAUCCUGUCCCUUACCAGAGGGGAAUGGAGAGAGGGGGGUGAGGAGCAGCCCAUACCCCAGCUCGGUGUCCCCAGCCCCUCUGUCUCAUGCUCCCAGCCCUGCCUCGUCCUCGGGUGGUUCUGGCGGCGGACUGGUUCGCAUGACCAGCUUCGCCGAGCAGAAGUUACGGAAGCUGGAGGGGCGGAGCAGUGGAGGGACAACCCCCGAGAGCACUGAACUCUACGUUCCCAACAUGCCCCCCACACGAACUGCCACGCUCGAGAUCUCCAGCCCCACCCGCCCAGGCCAGACCCCGGCCACGCCCUCUCCCAGAGACCACACCCACCUGUUGCCGUCAGAUAUGGUGCACCUGAAGAUGAAGCUGGAGGAGAAACGCAGAGCCAUCGAGGCCCAGAAGAAGAAGGUUGAGGCAGCGUUCACCCGGCAUCGUCAGAAGAUGGGCCGGACAGCCUUCCUCAACGUGGUGCGAAGGAAAGGGGUGACCCCCUCGCCCACCAGCCCCAUCCCUGGGGGCCACGACCUGGACAAGCCCUCCCCAGAUCGCUUCUUCGCCCCUUCAGAAAGCCUGGGCCAGGCGGAGAGGUGCAAGCCCGACGGAGCCGCUCCCAAGUCCCCCUGCGAGGAGGGUGCAGGUGUCGGGGUUGGAGAGGUGGACCUGGGCGAGUACACUCGCUCCAUCGAGAGGCUGAACACGUCCCUGGGGUUCCUGCAGACGGAGAUGCAGCGGCUGGCCCAGCAGCAGGACAGGAUCAUGACCAUGAGGGAACAGCAACAGUCCUGGGUCAUACCUCCUCCAGCGCCCUCACCACACAGGCAGCUCCGGGAGCUCCGCAGCAACAGUGUAACCGGCCGGGGGUCCGUGGGGUCCUUGUCCCCAAUCUUGUCCUCGGCGGGCGGUUCCCCCCGCGCCGCCCACCGUUCCGCCGGCGGCCUCAAGCGCCGACCGGCCUCCUUCCAUGCCAGCACCCCUCACACCCCACGCACCCCACGCCCCACCGAGCUCAAGGUAACCCCCUUCCGUCGGAUGCUCGACACCCCCACGUCCGUGGACAGUCUGCCCAGGCUGAGACGCUUCUCACCCAGCCAGACCCAGGUCACCUCCUUUGCCUACCUGGGACACGACGAAGGACCUGGGGCCACGGAGGGCAAGGAGAGAGGCGCCACAGGGGGAACAGAGGAGCCCCAAAACCAAACCAAACCACCUGAGACAGAGGUAGCGGGGGCGGGGAUAAGGAGUGCCGGCGCUCGUCCCUCCUCGCCCACCGCAGCGCCAGCCGAAGGGAGAGAGAAGGAGAGGAAGGAGGAGAGGAGAGACGGAGGGAAAACGGAGAAGUCGGCAGAGGUGCUGUCUCAGCCAGUGAGAGACCUGACGGAGGAGCCGCCGUCGUCGCUGAAGCCUUUGGGUGGACAGGGUCUCGAGACAAGUGGAGAGGGGGAGAACAGAGGAGAGCCGUACGGAGAGGACCAAAAAAUGUGCUGUGGUUUCUUCUUCAAGGACGAUGGGAAGGGAGAGGAGGACAUGGCGGUGAAGAGGGCUGCUCUGCUGGAGAAGAGGGUGAGGAGAGAGAAGGAGACGCAGGAGAAGAAACAGCAGCAGGAGCUGGAGCAGGAGCAGAAGAAGGAGGAAGCACGGCUGAAAGCGGAGGAGGAGCAGCAGAAGCGAGAGGACGACAAGCAGAGGAAAGACUACAUAAAGAACGAGUACAUGAGGAGGAAGCAUUUGAAGCAGGUGGAGGAUAUGGAUGUCAGGCCCCGCCAUGGAAGUCUUAAAAAGAAGCCCCGCCCAAAAUCCAUGCACAGGGACGUCAUGGAGUCACCCAAACCACCCGCCAGAGCCACAGGUACUCGACCGCGUGGGUUCUCAGUCUCCAGCAUGUCCCUGGCCUCCCUCAACCUGGUUGACAACGACAGCAACGCCGGAGAUAAGAGGAUCCCCAGGCCAGACUCUGCUAGGCCAGACUCUGCUAGGCCAGACUCUGCAGAGGGCAAUCUGUCGUCCUGCCCGUCUCGAAACGGAGAGAAGGACUGGGAGAACGAGUCCACAACCUCCUCCACUCCCUCCAACCAAGAGUACACAGGGCCAAAGCUGUACAAGGAGCCCAGUGCUAAGUCCAACAAGCAUAUCAUCCAGAACGCUCUGGCCCACUGCUGCCUGGCGGGCAAGGUCAACGAAGGACAGAAGAAUAAGAUAAUAGAUGAAAUGGAGAGGUCGGGGGCCAACAACUUCCUGGUUUUGUUCCGAGACACGGGUUGCCAGUUCCGCUCGGUGUACACCUACUGCCCUGAGACGGAGGAAAUCACCAAGCUGGCGGGCAUCGGGCCCAAGAGCAUCACAGCCAAGAUGAUCGAGGGCCUGUAUAAGUAUAACUCAGACAGGAAGCAGUUCAGCCACAUCCCUGCCAAGACAAUGUCAGCUAGUGUAGACGCCAUCACCAUCGCCGCUCACCUGUGGCAGACCAAGAAGCAGGGCACGCCCAAGAAACUGGGUAGUCUCAAGUAGUCACAGCAACCACCCCUUUCAUACCAAACCCAGGAUAUUGUUGCUAGGUGUCCUGAGUUAUAGUUGAGGACUGAGGGGAGGCGUUGCGGGUUAUCCGACCCAGGAACGGCCAAAUGACCUGGGAUAUUACAGGGUCUGGUUUGGUAUGAACAGUGCUAAAGAGUCCAUCUUUCUAAUCUUCUUUCCCAUUCAGAUAUGUUAAUGAACACUUACACUUGGCAUUCGUCUGGAUCUGAUAUCGGAUGUGCCGUUUAAUUUGAUGAAUAUGUGGUAGGUGGUUUUCUUCGAAACAGGACACUAUUGACUUUAUGCACAACUGGAAUGUAGGGGGAAAGAACAUCAACACAAGCCUCAAGGGACAUUGUUGUUGUUAUGCAAGACUGUGUGUGUGUGUGUGUGUGUGUGUGUGUCUGUGUCUGUGUCUGUGUGUGUGUGUGUGUGUGUGUGUGUGUGUGUGUGUGUGUGUGUGUGUGUGGGACCCAGAGUCAUUCUAAUGGUGCACAUGUGUGUACGUUCGUCAGCAUGCAUGGGUGCCCAUGUUCUCGUGUGCCAAAAAAUAAGGGGCUGAUGAAAGGCUUACUGAAUCGGACCACUGAAGCACUGAAUGUCAUUCCUUUCGAAAUAGACCGAGUUUGAGUUCCCUAUGUUCAUCAUGUGUGGCCUUAUGCUUGUUUUGUGGAAGCGCAGUGAUUAGGUCAUAUUUCAGCGCCAAAUGUGAUGUUUUUGUGAGUACAGGAUGAUACGUAUACGAGAGCUUGUUGAGAGUGGCUGUGUGUGAGGCUUGCUUUUCUCUGUGGCUGAAAGAUGAGACUGAGAAGUUGGGUUUACAUAAUGUGUCAAUAGUUAAGUAGGUUGUCAUAACUUCCGAUAAGAACUAGAUUGUAAAAUCAGUGAUUAAGUAUAAUCUAGUUCACAGGAAUGUCAGCAACUGACUCAUAAUUUAUUGUAUGUUUUUGAUAAGGCUUUGGAAGUUUUUAAAGGUCCACUGCAGAUGUUUUUAUCUCAAUAUCAAAUCAUUUCUGGGUAACAAUUAAGUACCAUAUUGUGAUUGUUUUAAAUGGUCAAAGAGAAACAAAAAUAGCUUAUUAGCAAAGAGCAAUUUCUCAAGCAGUAAUUUUGCUAGGACAGUCUGGGAGUGAGCUGUUAUUGACAGAGAGGUUUGGAACUCUUUCUUAUUGGUCUAGUAACUAAUUUAGUGCAUGGUGAUGUCACUAUAGAAGGCCAAAACCCCUCCAACCAAAACAGGCUGAAAUUUCAGGAUGGUCUUUUCAAACAGCUCUUACACUAGAAGGGCAUUUACCAUCCUUUUCACUAUUUCCCAGUAUUAUUCCAACCUCAUAGUGUGGACAUAUAUAUAAAACACAGGAAAAUGAUGCUUUUGACUGCACUGGGGCUUUAAAGGCUUUUAAAGUUUCAUCAACAGAGGUGCGUAACAUACUUUAAGACCAUAUAUAGUGUAUAAGUUCAUUUAGUUUGUAUAUAAUGGCUAUUCCAUUCAAAAUGAUUGAGUGAAACUAGCGUUUAUCAUUUAAUAUGGACGUAUAUAAACGUACUAUACUGUAUAUGGGGCCUUCUAUUGUUUAAAAAUGCAAUGUAUGAUCCCUUUUCAAUGUCACUGGCAGGACAAUUUCAAGCUUCAGAAUAGAAGCAAGUUCCACAAAUUGUGUCAUGAGCCUGUGCAAUUCCGAGAAAAUAUCUUAUAAAAAUCCUUGUUGGCAUACAAUACCAGUCAAAAGUUUGGACACACCUCUACUCUUUCAUGGGUUUUUCUUUCUUUUUACUAUUUUCU
Messenger RNA from Salvelinus sp. IW2-2015, 6712 nucleotides. The record is from RefSeq and is a predicted model, not a curated record. Lineage: Eukaryota; Metazoa; Chordata; Actinopteri; Salmoniformes; Salmonidae.